AUGCAAGGUGGUAUACAUCGUAAUAAUAAACAUGAUCUACUACCAAGAUACAAAAAUGGCUCCGGUGAUGAUCCUAUCAUGGGUACAAAAAACAGAAGAAAAUCUCGUUGGUUAACUACACCCAUGAAAAAAAUUAUAGCUUAUGUUUUUUUUUUGAUAAUCCUCUUUUAUUUUAUUCAAUCAACUAGUAUUACAGGCAACCAAGCUAGCACAAAUGGAUUAGAUAAAACUUCAAAUGAACAAAGUAUCACUACUUCUAAUAGCGGAAAAAAUAACGAGUUGAGUACUUCUGGCAAACAUGCAAUGGAUAUACUGGACGACCCAACUGCUAGCGGUAAUACUGGUACUACGGGUACAACCUCUAAAGUUAGUAAAAGUAAAUUCAACAACGAAGUUGCCAUGCAACAAGAAAUUAAAAAUUUGGAAAAUGAUAUAUAUUCUUCAAGUGAAAAAGAAACCGCUUCGGAUGCUGAAGACAGAGUUGGUGGCAGUAAUCCUAUUGGUGCUGACGGUAAGAAAAGCGGUAUUUCCGGAAACAAAGUUAAAGCAUUGAAGCAGGAAAAGGGCGCUGCUGGUAACACAAAUAAUGAUAAAGUCGAUGACUCUACUAUUCACGCUCCUUAUAAGAAGAGCAAAGAGGAAAAGGUCAAGCAAGAAAGUGCUAAAGUUAAAGAAGAUCUAUCCAAUAAGGAAGAAUUGAAGAUUAAUAACGAACAAAAAUUAUCAGAAUAA
Molecule: messenger RNA, 732 nt
Organism: Saccharomycodes ludwigii
Lineage: Eukaryota; Fungi; Ascomycota; Saccharomycetes; Saccharomycodales; Saccharomycodaceae
Exons: 1
Coding region: 1-732 (243 amino acids)
Source: RefSeq, a predicted model, not a curated record